AAACCCAAAAGAAGAAACUCCCCCAAGCAGCAGAGCCGUCUGCAAUGGCGGAAAAUUUUCCCACGCUCUGAAGGAGGAGGCAAAGAAAAUAUUGAUGAAGAUCGUCACGUACAACGUCAACGGUCUCCGGCAGCGCGUAGCUCAGCACGGCUCCCUCCUCAAGCUCCUCAACUCCCUCGAUGCCGACAUCAUCUGUCUCCAGGAGACGAAGUUAACGAGGCAGGAUCUCUCCGUAGACGUAACCUCUGCCGAGGGAUACGAGGGUUUCCUCUCCUGCACUCGAGGCUCGACACGAGGACGAUUCGCUUAUUCUGGUGUUGCCACAUUUUGCCGGGUUAAGUCGGCAUUUGGCAGCGAUGAGGUGGCGCUUCCAAUGGCGGCCGAAGAAGGGUUUACUGGGACUCUUCAUGGCUUGAAGAAGAAGGAGAUGAUGGUUGGGGAGUUUGAGGUCGAAUUGCCUUUGAAUGUGGAGGGGCUUGAGGAUGUAACCAAUGAGGAUUUAUUGAAGGUGGAUAGUGAAGGGCGUUGUGUUAUUACAGAUCAUGGUCAUUUCGUACUUUUUAACCUAUACGGCCCUCGAGCUCAAGAAGAGGACCGGGAAAGGAUUCAGUUUAAGCUUUUGUUCUUUAAGGUGUUACAGAAACGGUGGCAAUCACUUCUAAGCCAAGGGAGGAGUAUUAUUGUUGUUGGUGAUCUCAACAUUGCCCCUGCUACUAUGGACCGCUGUGAUGCGGAACCAGGUUUCGAGAAAGAUAUGUUUAGAAAAUGGCUAAGAUCUUUGUUAAGAGAUUCUGGAGGUCCUUUUUUUGAUGUUUUCCGUUCGAAACACCCAGCAAGACGAGAAGCGUAUACUUGCUUCUCACCAAGAGUUGGAGCUGAAGAGUUCAAUUAUGGUUCGCGGAUUGAUCAUAUCCUCAUUGCUGGACCAUGCCUGCAUAAAGAAAAUGAUUUGGAAGGCCAUAACUUGUUUAAUUGCCAUGCUGAAGCAUGUGAUAUUAUGGUUCAAUUUAAAAGGGGAAAGCCUGAGAAUACACCCAAAUGGCAAGGUGGAAGGACUAUUAAACUGGACGGGUCAGAUCAUAUACCUGUUUAUGCUGUCUUAAGUAAUAUGCCUAAUCUUUCUGUGCAUAACACCCCUCCUUUGGCUGUGAGGUAUAUUCCUGAGGUCCGUGGAUGGCAGCAAACUAUCGUGUCAUUCCUGGGGAAAAGAGAAAAACAUUGCUUUAAGCACCCUACUGUGCCAAAUUGCCAAUCAGAUGAAAACACUGAAACCCAGGAUAGUUGGAAGUGUGCGCUAAAUGCGGAUAAUGAGCCAACAUCAAAUGUAGAGAUGGCAGUUGGUUCAUCCCACUUUUCUUUUCACCAGAGACUUUCUGAUUCGGUCUUGGAAGCGCAGCGUACUGGUUCUAGUUUAAGUGAUAAUUCAGAUGUUUUGAAAGAGAAUGAUGAUAUGGUGCUUUCUAAGCUUCGGAAAGACCAAUCUCUAUACCGUUCCAGCACAGUAGUCAUGAAAAAGGGAAGACGUAGUGCAUAUUCUCAACUCACAUUAAAGUCUUUUUUCAAGCAACCCAAGGCUGCAAAUUCUUUCGAUACUGCAAACGCAAAAGCACCUCAAGUACAAGCAGAUUGGCAAGAAGAGAAUGAAAAUAUGUUUCAUAAAACAGAGUCGUCAUGUGAUAAACGCCUUCCAGAAAACAUUGAAGAAAACAGCUCUGAAUUGACUGUACCCAUCACGGAUGCAUGUGGGCAGGACUUAAGUUUUUCUUCAAAGAUGGAGAAGGGUAACGCUGUACUGGAGUGGCAGAAGAUUCAAGAGAAAAUGAGGACCAGUAUACCUCUCUGCAAGGGUCAUCAUGAACCUUGUGUUGCAAGAUCUGUUAAAAAAGGUUCAAAUGUUGGUCGACGGUUUUAUGUCUGUGCUCGUGCUAAGGGACCGGAAUCUGAACCAGAGGCAAAUUGUAAUUACUUUCAAUGGGCUCCUUCGAGAUCCAAACAAAAAAGAAACUGAAGUAACUAUCAUCUGGUACUAUGACAGGAACAUCAACAUGCACUGUGUAUAUAUCAACUGUUUCACAUUGUAAGUUCCAUGUCGUUCAUUCUUAAGCACUUGUGCGCAGCUAUAUAUAUUUUGUAUGCAUCCACUUUUGGCUAAAAUCAGAUCAAUGAUAUAAUUCUCAAACCAUAUUCUGAAGUUACUGUACUUAGAUAAGCAUGAAACCGUGUUCAAUUUGAUCCUAUGAUGCUAAAUCCUCCUCUCCAAAACAUAUGAAAAAUUCUGCUGUUGCCAACCGAAAAAUGGGCAUCUUUUUGGAAAUUAAAUCGAUACUCUUGACAUGAUAAAUGACUAAUGCAAUCUUUGUGAAAUUUGAGGUUAGCUAGUUUAGAAUUGUAUUAUCUACUAGUUGCAUGUCAGACCUUGAUGAACAUUUCUGAAUUUUUCCAUGUGAACAUUUAAACAUUAUAUAUCCUAUGGACGUUGCUAGAACCCAAUACAUCAGGGUGGCUAAUUUUCUGUAAGUGAUGUAUCCAAAAUUCCUGCUAGCAAAUGUAGAGGGAUAAGUGCAACCGGACAUAAGGAAAAAAAGAAUUCUGCCUCAAUGUUGAGUUAACACACCUCCAUCAAAUUCAACGGAAAAGGAAGAUAAUAACAUCAGUUCCUGACAGCAACCAUUUCAGGUUCUCGAAACUGUUCAGGAUGAACUCCUGCUGUGAUCUAGCCAAUUUCUGGUCUCUUGGCUGUUAUACCGAAUAAAAUUCCUUGUACUUCUCAAGAUAUUGAUUAAAUGCGAAAAAAUCUGUUAAUAUCAUUUUCCUUUCCUAAAACGUCUCUAGUGUGGGCUGCGAUUUCAAUUGCAAGAGUACAGUUUGAUUUAGGAAGAUAGUCGAGAGACCUAUAUUUAGGUGAUGAGUAUCUUGGACCAAAUUAGAUAUACUAAUCAUGUAGUUUAGAUCCAUGGACUAUCUUACAGCUACAAUUAUUAAAUAUAUUAGCAUGCAGCAUUUAGUUCUCAUUAAUGCAUUUUCUCUUGGAUGUUGAAUUUAUGUGGUGGCCAUAUAUUCACACAAAUUUCAAUGGUAAGAACUCAACUAGACAUCAAGCUCUUACCCAUGCACUUGGCUAUGCGCUUAGUUGAGAAGGUUCGCAGCUUAGCUAGUGCUGAGAAUUUACUGUGGAGAUCUGUAUGAGAGGAUGAAGGGACAAUCUAUACGUGCAAAUCUUGUUCACACUUAGGUGGAGAAUGAGAUGUUGAGCAACGCAGAGGACUAAUGAAACAGACAUUAGUAACCUUCUCAGCCUCAGGUGUCAUCUUCCGUAUAACCAUGCAUUUUUCCUUAUAUUUUCCAGAUGUGACGUGGAUAAAGUGGAGCAUGGUUAUGAAAUAAAGAAGAACACUACUUCUGAUGAGCUCACUUAUAAAGCAUGUUUAAAUGCAUUUGGCAAUGAGAAUGACACAAAGAGCGCAGAAAAGAUUUUCAAAGAGCUGAAAAGGAGAAGAAAUUAGCUCAUGAUCAUAUUUGGAGUGGCACCUAAAUCAAAGUGACCAAGCCCGGCAAGAUGAGGAAAGCAUUGCAGGACAUGGAGAAAAUGCUCGGGGUGUAAGAAUAUAUUCUCCGAACUGUUUACUUAUCAGUUUCCAUGCAGCUUUAUCAGAUUGGAGGAAUGCAUAUAUAAUUUGUGAUAAGAUGUAUUUGAUCUAUCAGAAGAAGCUUGUAUUGAUUACAAGUGCAUGAUACCAAAGAAGCGGUAUCUAUGUUGAAUGAGAGUCGGUAUCCAGUACACCGGACUCCUGGAUUCGCGAUUUCUACUACCCUCAAGCAUAAGAUGGUACUGAAAGCUGAUAACCCCCACGCGACAUCACAAAAGCAGGAACAGUGCCAAGCUAUACAGCAUCUGGGAGCUUAUGACCUGGAGUCACCUCUUUUUCCAACUUCAGGAGACUUCUACUGCCUUCGGCCGAGGUUUUAGCUAACCCUAGCGUGUGAUGUAUUUAUUUGUAAUCCUGCCCAGAGUGUGUAUUGCCUUAUUUAUUCAGUGGCAAGGAAGGGGAGGCAAUAUUGUUGUAAUCAUGCUCUUGAAAGAACUCAUUAAGAAUUUGUUACAUCUAGUCUGCAUCGAUAACAUAAGUUCGGUGGGAACUAAAAGAUGUGUUUAGUUUU
This is a messenger RNA of Asparagus officinalis (garden asparagus), 4158 nucleotides long. Its product is annotated as DNA-(apurinic or apyrimidinic site) lyase 2. Gene Ontology annotation, cellular component: nucleus. The transcript is spliced from 10 exons. Gene Ontology annotation, molecular function: DNA-(apurinic or apyrimidinic site) endonuclease activity; phosphoric diester hydrolase activity; double-stranded DNA 3'-5' DNA exonuclease activity. Gene Ontology annotation, biological process: base-excision repair. NCBI's taxonomy places the organism in Eukaryota, Viridiplantae, Streptophyta, Magnoliopsida, Asparagales, Asparagaceae. The record is from RefSeq and is a predicted model, not a curated record. The coding region runs from base 95 to 2008 and encodes 637 amino acids.